AUGCAAAGAGGAAAUCAAGACUUCGACCUAGCGAACCAAACAAUCAUCUAUUUGGGACUGAUUCCUUUUGAGUGGAAUGAAGAAAAUCUCAAGGCCGUGGUUUGUAGUCUCGGCACAGUCUUGGAUAUCCAUUUCAGUAUGGACCAUGUUGGUAAAAACAAAGGAUAUGCAUUCAUAGAGUAUCAGACACCUCAACAAGCCAAAAAUGCUAUUGCUGUCUUACUACAGAGUCAAUUCAAAAACCCCAUGACUGGAUACUUCCGUAGGUUCAAAGCUGAUCUUUCAAAGGAACCAAACAAGAACUCACAUAUCACCAACAGGCCGCUGAUUAUACCCAACAUGAACGCGAUGCCUCAAGGAAUGCAGUUUCCUCCCGACUUUGUUCCUCAAAUAACAGCAACAGCUCCUCCACCACCAAGCCAAAACCAAUACAGUCAACAAGCUCCAGAACCCUACAACCAAGCAGCCCAAAGACCAAGUAAUAUGAAUACUUCUGCUCAAGCGCCUCCACCACCACCGCCAAAUAAGGCAAUGUUGUCUGAGCUGGGGAUUCCCGAGAAAUUUCUCAAGGCAACAGAGGCUCUUCCAAUUCCAGUGAAACUUCCGUUCGCAACUCCAGAUAAGAUCAGCGAGACAUUAUCACUGCUUCCACCAGCAGAACUCAUUCAAUUGCUAGCCAACUUAAAGGCUAUUUUGGCAAGUGGCGACAUGACCCGUGCCGCUGACGUCUUUCAAUUGUCACCACAGCUUGCAACUGCUGCUACCCAGGCCCUUUUGCUUAUGGGCUUCAUUGAUGAAGGCGUCAUCCAGGAUACGAUGAAAUCAGGCGGAGCAUUGCCAACUGCAGCUCAACCAAUCAGCCAGCCGCCAAACAACUUCCAGAACAAGCCCUAUGGCCAGGAGCUGUACGGUGCUCCCCCACCAAUGAACCAAAGUGGCCCACAGUCAUUCAAUAGAACUGGGUAUGGAAACUAUCCACAGCAGAAUUACCCACAACAGGGCCCACCUCCUCAGAAUCACCGGCCUCAAAGUGGCUACAGCAGAGGGUACAAUCAGCCUCCAACAGGUAUGCAAAAUGGAAAUCAGUCCGCGCCACUACCCCCUCCAAGUUCUCAGUCUCAAGGUAGAUGGCCAAAUUUGCCACCUUCGGCGCAAAUGAAGCUCGCUAACUUGGCUCCGAACGAGGCGCAAGUGAUUGCCGAAGUCUUACUGAUGCCCAUGGAACAAAUAAACCAAUUGGCGCCUGAUCGUCAAAAUGUCAUCAUGACUUUACGUCAACAAUACAUGUAA
This is a messenger RNA of Australozyma saopauloensis, 1290 nucleotides long. RefSeq names its product cleavage polyadenylation factor subunit. Gene Ontology annotation, cellular component: mRNA cleavage and polyadenylation specificity factor complex. The transcript has a single exon. The record is from RefSeq and is a predicted model, not a curated record. NCBI's taxonomy places the organism in Eukaryota, Fungi, Ascomycota, Pichiomycetes, Serinales, Metschnikowiaceae. Gene Ontology annotation, biological process: mRNA 3'-end processing. Gene Ontology annotation, molecular function: mRNA binding. Bases 1 to 1290 code for a protein of 429 amino acids.